AUGUCGUCAUUAUUUCCUUUAUUUGCGAAGUUUAUUUUCAGUCGAGUUGUUGCUUUCUUACCCCACCAAGACACACAUUUUUUUCUUUCCUUUAUUGAUUUUUCUUUUUCCUUUUUUUGUUUUUACUCUUUCGCUUUUUCUUUCCUUUUUUCCAUCUUUCCUUUACCCUUUUAUUCUUUUCUUUUUUUUUCAUUUUUUCUUUGUGUUUCUUCAUCUCUUUUCUUUUUUUUUGUCUGUCUGUCUGUCUUUUUUUUGUCUGUUAAAUUUCCUCUUUCCUCUUCUCCAUCAUCCCUUUCUCUCACUUCUUUUUUCAUUUUUUUCUUUUCUUUUUCCAGUCUUUCCUAUAUUCUUCUUUUAAUCUUUCUUUUUUCCCUCUUUUCCUUCCAAUUUUUUAUUUUUUUAUUUUUUUGCUCCAUAAUUCUUUUUCUUCUCUUCCUCUUUUUCAAACCACCUGUUUGUUUGCAAACUAUAAACGUUUACAUUGCGUUCAUAAUUUGUCAAAUUAAGUCUGUUUACAUUCUCUACACCCAUCUUCUCUGCCACACAUACCUGUCUCACAAAUCUCUCCUCUUUCUCUUUCUUCCUCUCUCUUUGUCUCUCUCCCUCUUUCUCUUUCUCUCUCACGCCCCCCCCUCAAACCUUUUCUUUUCCUUUAACAUACGCACCUCCUUUACCCAUUUAUUGUGUCCUUUUUUUUUCUUCAACAUAAGUCUUUACCAUACGAGGUCACUUAGUGCAUUUCUUGAUCCACUUUUGCACACGUUCACUAUUGUUCACACUCAGCAUUCUUCUUGUAUAAGUUAUAUACUCUCUCUCUCGCGGUACGCCAUUACUCACUCAAGUCUUACUAAUAGUGUCGUGGCUUUUUCACCCACCCAUUCCCGGCUGUGGUCGCACAUUCCCGGCAUUUGUCCGUCAGUCGACCAAGAGGGUGUUGUUGUUCUACCCGGACGGUCGAUACGUUCCUCGCCUGUUCACCUACACUUCCUUUCCAAUCCUUUCUUUACCAUCUCUCCUUAUUAUUCAUUAAAUAUUUUAGAAGCGCGUUCAUAUCUAUCUAUCUAUCUAUCGUCUCUAUCUAUCUAUCUAUCUAUCUAUCUAUCUAUCUAUCUUCUUCUCUCUCUAUUGGCUUUACAUAACUAUCUUCCUUUCCUUCAUGUUUUUUUUUUCUUUCUUUUAUUUCUAGUUUUCCCGCCUUUCUGUCUUGUGGUGAUGCGUCUCUCUUCUUUUUUUUUUUCUUUUUUUUUUUCGCGUCUCUCUCGCAUUGCUUCACUAUUCGUCUUUUUCACUCUCGUGUUGUUUCUCCUUCUCGCGUCUCUCUUUCUCUCUCUCUCUCUUUCUGUUUCUGUUUCUCUUUUCCGCGUCUUUCCCUAUCGUGUUGUUUCUCCUUUCCGUCUCUCUUUCUCUCGUGUUGUCUCUCUCUUUCGCGACUCUCUUUCUCUCUCUCUCGUUCUGUCUCUCCUUUUCAAUUUUCUCUCUCUGUUCUACCUUCCUACAUCUUUCUUUUUCUCUCUUUCCCUCUCUGUCUCUCUCUCUCUCUCUACAUUCCUUCUACAUUCCCAGUUUUACAUUUCUUCCCGUGAACUGUAUUUUUCUUUCUCUCGUUCACUUUGA
Messenger RNA from Acanthosepion pharaonis, 1614 nucleotides. NCBI's taxonomy places the organism in Eukaryota, Metazoa, Mollusca, Cephalopoda, Sepiida, Sepiidae. The record is from the annotation of a GenBank genome assembly.